UGGAAACCAACUUUCGACUGUUGUGAAUUUAAAAUUCAGAUCCGUUAGAACUGUGCCACCUCCUCCCCUGCCAUAUUGUGAUUGACACAUUUUCCGGCGAAAGUAAUAGAAACAGUCAAUUUUCUUCCGAUCAAGACCUUCAGCCCUAAACAUUUAAUUCAUAGUAAAUUAAAUGGGCUCGAUCGCUUGAAAUGGAAUAUUACACCGUCGAUCGGUCUUCGCUAUUCGUCUGUGGAAUGCACGCAAUUUGUGAUCAACGAAAAUCCGCCAUGAUUCAGUGAAACGUGAAGUGUGCUCCUGCUCUCACCAAUAAAUUUGUUGAAAUUAAAAAACAGAAACACGAUAGAUUACCGCAAUGGUUAUUCCUGGACUCGCUGAAUACAUAAACCCGAAGCGAUAUUUUCUCGUGGAUCCACAUCCCCUGGAGGGCUUGGAUCUAGUCGUAGACGGUGUUGACCUAUGUUGCAAUCUCUACGAAAAAAUAGACAAAGAGAUGGGCGUGUCAAAUGCAAUGUACGACAUUUUCUUCGAUACCACCAAGAGCUUCUUCGAGACAAUGCUCAUUUGCAACGUUCGCCCAAUCGUCAUUCUCUAUAGCGUUGACAGUUUGACGAAAAAGGACUACUUGCUGAAAUUCAAAGACCAAAUCCACAACGUAGUACAUCGAAAAUCCAUAGCCUUUCCUGACCUCAUACGUCACGUAUUCGUCAGUGUUCUACAGAGCCUUGACCUACAAUUCGUCCAAACAAUAACAGAAGCUGAUGAGACGAUAUUCGCUGUUGCCCAGGCCCUCAGGUGCCCAAUUCUAUCACGAAACAGUGACUUCUUCCUGCGUACCACACCAUUCGUACACACUGACUCACUGAGUCCACAGGUUGACAGAAUAGAAGGUACGUCAAAUUUUUCAUUAUUCUGUCAAAUGUACUCUCUGGGAAAACUCUGCGCAAUCUAUGAGCAUGUGAACGCACCUCUGUUACCUCUGGCGUUGGCCUUUCUUCGGCAGAAGUACGAUAGCACCUUCCUCGACGCUAGCGUAAUUAAACCUCUGUUUGAUCGGUUAUUGGCGAUGGCGCCGCCUUCCUCUCCGCGUUAUGAAAUUCAAAGAAUUCAACAACUAUUGUUGUGGCUGAGUCCGUUUCGUACGUUGGACGAGGCCGUCACAACAGCGCUUACUUGCAUUGAACCUAGCCAAAGAUCAAAAAUCUACGAUGACUUAAAACGGUACGUCAAUGACCUUGGGUAUUGCUCACCGCUGGUCUUUACCGGCCUAGAUCUCGCGGAGGAAGUUGUUACACAGUUGAAAGAGGAUAACCGGGACAGGGAACUUUUGCACCAGAUGGAGAAAAAUGUGCAACCAAAAGUGGAAGACUUCAAGUAUAAUGAACAGGAAAUCCUCGAUAUGCUUCCGAGUUGGCUUAGGGACGAGGUCAUGAAAGGUCAAGUCCCAGAGCUCAUUUUUGAGUUACUCCUACAUUCAAGAGCUUUUCUGAAGCCGUUUAAUGAAUUGUACGGCUAUGCGUCCACGGGAAUAAUCAGUCUUCCUAUCAUCAAGGCGAUUUACAGUCUUCUCUGCACAUUACGCGGCGAAGAAGAGAAUACCUUGGAGAUUAUUUUUGCGAGGGAUGACCAAAUAUGCAUGGAUAACUCUACGAUUCUGAAAUGGCCAGACAGCCUGGAUGACAUCAAUACGAUGGAUCAAUCUCAAAGACAAACCAUCAUUGAUGAAGUUCUUGGAGUUGAGGGAAUUGUGUCACUUCAAGAAAUGCCAAGCUAUUGGAGACUCUAUGCAAGUGUCAUUGUCUAUUGGAUGAAGGAGGAUGCGCCGCCUGAAAAGACGAAGAAUCAUCUGUUCAGUGCGAUACUGAUGAUGCUGCUUGGGAUAGUGGAUGAAAAGAUCGGAUGUUUGAGAACAACGGAGACUUUCAUGAAUAGGUAUCUAAGCAAGUACAGGAUAAUUGCUUCGAGGGCUGUUGAAGAUAGUAAGAAAAUGAAAGGAACGAGUCUGGAGGAGAUGUUACAAGCAGUGACAGAAGAUGACUGCAUCGCAGCGUCAUCAUUUUUCUCAUCAAUUAUGAAAAUCUAUAUGUCGGGAACUGAUUCGACGGACGUUAAAUAUGUUUUUGCACAGCUUCACAGCUGUUUAGAAAAUGCAAUUCAUUUGAAUACUCUGGUAGGGUCUCCUUACCAGAGGAUCCAGGUGCACAGGGUUUAUAAUGGACAACUGAUUUAUAAGUUUUUUGAGAUUCUUUCAAGGCACACAAAUAUUGACAGUUUUUUACGAAAUGAGUUGGAGCAUGCAGUAGUCAUUAGAACGAUUUUCACUAAAUUGAAAGAUCUGAUGUUGGGAAUAAUUGGGGAACCAGUGAGAAUGCCUUUUUCUGAUGCUAAUUAACAAGAUACAGUCAACAGGUGUAAGUAUUGUGCAAUGAAUGUUUGAGAUCUUUUCAGAUAAUAUUGUCAUGUACGUUGGGUUUUUUAAACAUUUAUCUUAUAUUGGGAGGAAAUAUUUAUUUUGUGGGCAGAAGUUUUUUGGAUAGAUCAGAAUUUAUUUAUUUUCAGUCUGUUGAUAAAUUGUUUAUAGGUAUUCUCUGUUAAAAUUAGUUAUAGUUUCGUCGAGUAAUGAAUGAACGGUGUGAAUGUGAUAGAGAUCCUGACAUCAGCCACAGGAGCAUAAUUUUUUGUAUAAAGUAUCGCCUGGCUUUUGCGAAAAUCUAGUCGGCACGGUAAUCUCUAUUAUUUUAAAUUGAAGAUUGUGAUUUCCGCAAAUUUACAAAUUCAAAGUGCUAUGAUUAAGAUAUUGUCAAGGAGUAGAAGGACGAUUAUUUCAAUUUGGAAGUUAUGAAUUAUGAGAAAUUGCAUGAGAGAUUUUUUUGUGAUGGUAAAUAAUUAAGAAAGCGCCAUGAUAUUAGAGUACAAAUAGUGAGUAAUUAUUAUAUCAAUGAUCCUCAACAUUUAGUUUAGAUUUUUUAUGAUAUAUGUAUUGCCUUGAGAAUCAUGUUUUUGAAUAAAUUAUAAUCUAUUUUUCAGUCCA
Messenger RNA from Diachasmimorpha longicaudata, 3031 nucleotides. Its product is annotated as protein asteroid homolog 1-like. The coding region runs from base 356 to 2392 and encodes 678 amino acids. Lineage: Eukaryota; Metazoa; Arthropoda; Insecta; Hymenoptera; Braconidae. The record is from RefSeq and is a predicted model, not a curated record. The transcript has a single exon.